Pantherophis guttatus is the source of this 10656-nucleotide messenger RNA. It is a transcript of the gene RAB22A, whose product is annotated as RAB22A, member RAS oncogene family. Gene Ontology annotation, molecular function: GTPase activity; GTP binding. NCBI's taxonomy places the organism in Eukaryota, Metazoa, Chordata, Lepidosauria, Squamata, Colubridae. The record is from RefSeq and is a predicted model, not a curated record.
CGGCCGUCACGUGACGCGGCGACGCGGGGCUGUCCAAGAUGGCGCGCGGCCUGUGGGCUCUGAGGAGAAGGAAGAGGCGCGUUCACCUGUAGCCCGGAGCCGAGGCAGGGCGCAAGGCUCUUUCUUUGGGCCCCGCCUUGGGAGGCCUCCUCCUCCUCCGCCUCCUUUUUUUUUUUUUUUUCCCCCCUUUUCGGCCGCCUUCUCCGGAGACUCUGCGGGGCGGCUUUUCCAUGUGAGUCCCGCGAAGGUGGGGGGUGAUGGUGUGGCCGGACGGCGGCGGCGGCGGUUCCUAAAAGCGGCGUUGGCGGCGUCCCCCUCGGUUCUCGAGCGAUGGCUCUGCGGGAGCUGAAAGUUUGCCUCCUUGGGGACACAGGCGUGGGCAAAUCAAGCAUUGUAUGGCGCUUUGUAGAGGACAGCUUCGAUCCAAACAUCAAUCCAACAAUUGGAGCAUCUUUCAUGACCAAGACAGUACAGUAUCAGAAUGAAUUACAUAAAUUCCUAAUAUGGGAUACAGCAGGACAAGAACGAUUUCGUGCUCUGGCACCAAUGUAUUAUCGAGGGUCUGCAGCAGCUAUUAUAGUCUAUGAUAUUACAAAAGAGGAAACAUUUUCAACAUUAAAAAACUGGGUAAAAGAACUUCGCCAGCAUGGACCACCCAAUAUUGUUGUAGCAAUUGCUGGAAAUAAGUGUGAUCUUAAUGAUGUAAGAGAAGUUAUCGAAAAAGAUGCUAAAGACUAUGCAGAUUCCAUCCAUGCAAUAUUUGUAGAGACUAGUGCAAAAAAUGCAAUAAACAUAAAUGAACUGUUUAUAGAAAUAAGUCGUAGAAUUCCAUCCACCGAUGCCAACCCUCCAUCUAUUGGUAAGGGUUUCAAACUUAGAAGACAGCCUUCUGUGACAAAACGCAGCUGUUGUUGAUAUUGAGACCCAACAAGCUAGCUUUUAUAAAGUAUUUGGCCUUAAACAUUAAGGGUUUAUUUUGAGUAUCUAUUACUGAUACUGGAUUCUGAUCUGCCUGAAAUUCAAAGACCCCAACAUGGACCAUUUCUGGCAUUCUUACAUACAUUCUGUGGAGAUUUUGCUGUCAAGACUGUUCCCACAUGUGCAGUGUACAGACUAAUCUCUUACAGUCAAAGGGAAUUGCCUUUCAUUCUGCUUUAAUCUUUGAAGAGGAGAAUCCAAUGUACAGAUUAUAAGCCUUGAUAUUUCAUAGUUUUGUAGAAAAACAUUGCCAUGCUUUUGUAAUUGGGGAAGUGAAACUAGCACUUUUUAUGGAUUUUGGAGGGAGUGGGUUAGAGAAUAUGGAAAAGAAAGGUUUGGCUUGAUGUUAGUGCCAUUCUACACUCCUCCUUGCUGUUAUUAUAAGCCUUAAUGUUUGCAUUGUUGCUUCUUGAAAGACUAGAAAGAACAGAUGAUUGAUGUGGCUACCAGAAUAAUGAUACUGAUAAGAGUGACCAAAUCAGCCCAUUCAGUACCCAAUCUUAACUUGCACUUUUUAUUUUCUGAUAUUAUUAUAGAAAUAUAAAUAAGAACUUUGCUUUUAAGCAAAACAAAAAACAAAAAAGGAAAGUGUAGCCUUAGACAAUCUUAGCUUGUUAUAUUUAAUUAUUUUAUAAUUCAAUAGAUGUAGACUCUUCUUAAUAACUUCCAGUUAAGAUACUAGUAAGAAGCUUAGAUGAAAUAGAUGAAAAUAAUUUGACCACAACUGACAGGUAUCAGUUGCUGUCAGUAGCCUUAGAGCAAGCAUGUUAGGUGGGAAAUGUUUCUAAUUGCUUAGCAUAAACCAUUUUAUACUUAUUUAUGAAACCAGUGUCUGAAGUAAUAUAAAUUAUGAAAGUGCCAUUGCUAAAGGUAGGAUUCUUGUUUAUUUCUCUCUCUCAUCCAUGAGGUGGAUUGUGAAAGAAGGUCCUACAAACAAUUGCCGGGAAUUCCAGCCUGAGCAAUGAGCCUUAAAUCAGUUGGCGUCCUCUAGAAUAGCACUGGGAAAGAUUUCCCUCACUAUCCAGUAGAGGUUGCUGCUAGAGUACUUUGAGGCUUCCUUUGGGAACAAAUCACCGAAUAAUCUAGAAAUGGCAUUCAGAGCUAACUGUCUGGGACAGUGUCGAGUUGAACUCAUCCUCUUUUAAACAGGUUAUUUCUUUAGUUGUGCUUUCCAUUUAUUUUAAACUAUAAAUUAAUCUUGCCCCAUCAUAUGAUUUCUUACCAUUUAUUUUGUUGCUAAUAGAGCAAACAUACCCCAUGUUUUUUUCUUUUUAAAACAUAGGCAGAUAAAUUCAUAGUGCGUAAAAGAAGCUAUCAGGCUUUGAUAUUUCCUAUUUGGUGGAACAUGUCUGGUGGCUUGCUCUUAAUUCACCACUUAAAAGGGAAUUUCAAGGGUUACGUUGGAAAUAGACAGUUUAUACUUUUUUAUUCUAUACCAUAUAAUUCAGCAUUACUCUUGGGAGAAUUAUUAUAGUUAACCAAUGCAAUUGGAAGCAUUGAGUCAAGAUAUUUAAGCCCAUGUGAAUUUGUCUAAGAAUUCAAAAUUCUAAUUUUGUAGUAUGUUGUAUGCUUUAUCAGAAGUUUCUCUGAAAAGAAAAAGCCAAUUAUGGAGUAUUUGGCAUUCUCGCUAACCAAACUAUGAAUCUGUAUAUUAAUAGUGAAAUGUAUUGUUCAUUCCAUAUCUUGACUUGUCUAUGUCAUUAGUUCUGAAUUUUACUUUCAAGAAUCAGCUUGAGGACAUGUAUGUCACCUAAUCCAAAGAGCCAUAUACUGGCAAUAAUUAUUGAGAAUUGAAGCUUGGAGAGGUUGGCAUUACAAGUCAAUCCAAUAGCUUUGACUCUUCACUGUUUUAUCAAGGAUAUAAUGUUUGUCCGGCAACAUAUGUGGAACUGAAUGUGUGAAAGAAAGAAUGUCAUGGAUGUACUUACUGGGGUGUUUUCAAGGCAGUUUGCUCAGUACUUUAAACUGAAGUCAAAUAAGGAUUUUUUUCCCCAAGUCUUUUAUUAGGCUUCAGCAAGAAUCUAGCAGUCAGUUCCUUCUAGCAUUGUACCACACCUGAGAAACUCCCAUGAAAACUCUGUGCUGCUUUGAAAUUUGGCAAGGAACUACCAUGGGGUUGAGGAAAGCAAAAAUCUCUGGUAAACACAUUUAGGACCUUUAGUGCUUAAAACAACUUUUUAGAUUUAACCUCAUGUUAGUUAACACCCCCCCCCCCUUUUAAUGAAUUGGAGAUAAUUAGGCUGCUUCUGUACCUACAUUUUAAUAGAAACAGACUGCACUGAUGAUGUUACCUAGUUCGGGUAAGCAAUAUCUGCAAGAAAACAACCAAGCUCAGAGAGCACCAAGAACCACCCCCACCCCCAUUUCAACCAUGAACUACAAAUAUUCUCCUCUUAUCAGAUAAAUCAUUGUCCUCCAGGGCAGCCUUGUAUAGAUAUAAUAUUGGAAUGCCAGUGGUUAUAUGUUUAUCCAAACUGUUAUCAAAACUUCUUCACAUGGUUGUUUUAUAAUCACUUCUUAUAAUCACAAGAAACUAUUCCGUUUCUUGAUGAUACUUUACUGGUUAGUCUAAAUAAGUCUUUAAAAUAGUUAAUGCCACAGAUAAAGAGAGGUCAAGCACAAAGCUUAUUUUGGAGAAUAUUACUCACGUCUGGAGCAGCCAACUUUAUCUCUGCAUGAUAGUAGCACCUUUCCGCUAUUUAAGGCUUUCAUCAUUCACUUAUGCCAUUGUGAUAUUACUUUCUUACAAUUACCUAUAAUUAGAGGGUUUCUUUUUAUUUCACCUUCUCUGUAAACAGAAUAUUUUAACAGAUCACCAGUUGCAUCUUUUGAAGCUACUGCUAUAGGUAGUCCUCGACUAAUGACCACAAUUGGGGCUGGAAUUUCUGUUGCUAAGUAAGGUGGUUGCCAUGGUUGGUAAGUAAAUCAGAUGGUCAUUAUCGAAUUCAGUUCCCCCCAUUAACUUUGCUUGUUGGAAGCUGGCUAAGAAGGUGGCAAAUGGUGAUCAAAUGACCCCAGGACACUGUAACUGUUCUAAAUACAUGCCAGUUGACAAGUGCCUGCAUUUUGAUCAUGUGACCAUGGGGGAUGCUGCAAUGGCUGUAAAUUGAAGACUGGUCACAAGUCACCUUUUUCCACUGCCAUUGUAACUUUGAACAGUGGCUAAACAAAUAGUUGUAGGUUGAGGGCUACCUUUAGUGUUACCUUGUGUUAACAUGUGGCUCUGCAGAGUGACAUUUCAAGCAUAAGCUAUGGCCUUGGCUGUAUUCCAGAAAAUUCCCAAGUCAUUGAGUUCACUGCCAGCGGGUUAGCCUGCCUUAAAAGUUCCCUGGAUGUACAGUACUUAAUCAGAUAUUUGUAUUGAGAUAAUUUAAAUCUAAAUCCCUACUCAUUACUGGAGAAUGGGGGUUAUUUACAGUACCUCAGUGCUAUCUGCUUAUUGCUAUGCAAAUUAAUAUGAAUUUUGAGCUUCAGCAUCCCUUGUAUUAUGUGAGUUAUUUGUAAAGAAAAAAAAAUCUACCCACCAAUCUUGCAUUGAUCCUAGAUCCCAUUCAUAGGGCUUUUCUGGAAGGCGGGAGGAGAGACCUGGUGUAUAUAACCUUUAUGUUAUAGCACCUACAAAAAAGUCGAGAGUAUGUCCUCUUUUGUUUUCUAUAUGUUGCAAUGUAUUAGUUUCAUGUAACAGCACAAAUCUUGUAAGAAUUAAUAGAAAGGCAUCUGGUAAGAAGAUACUGCUCUUGUCAUUCAGCAUCAUGCUUAUUCCAAUAUAAAUUAAAACAAAGCUGAAGAUAAGAUUUCAAUUACUUGGGAGAUAGUGAGCACAUAAAUCCAUGUGAAAUCUCAUACAGGCGAAUAACCUGCAAUAAACAGCCUGCUUGUCACCUUCUCAAAGAAACAAUUCAUUGGGACUUUCUCCCUGUAAAUGCACAUAGGAUUAUGGCUUUGAUAUGCAUAUACUUUAAAUAGCAACCCUAAAGACUUCUCCCAAUAUCAGGUAUCAUUCCACCUUUCCUAUAAAUUAUGGUUUGGACACUGCAGUAAAAUUUAGGUCAUUUAUGUAGGGAACUUACUUUUGGUGGCAUAUCUAAGAUAUAUUAGUCACCAUGCAUACAUUUUAAAAACAUGGCUUUAAUAUGCAAAAUGCAAUAGAUAAAGAAAAAAUGUAUUUAUCUUGCUUUAAAUAGUGAUUGAAAAGAUAAUGCAGAUAACUACUGAAAAUAACCUUUUGGUAGUGUCAGAUCUCUGUUGCUACAGUCAGGACUAAAAGAGGUAAAUACGUUUCUCUGACUGGAGACAUUAAUUAGGGGAAGGGCAGAGUUACUUUUGAAAGCAUAUCCAAAAUUAUCUCAAAACACACUCCUCAAAGUUCCAAUGGGAGCUUGAGUCUGUCAGAAAUAUUCCAAGGUCCAUUUGUCAAGAUUUAGCUUUCAGAUUAAUAAACAUACACAUACCUUUCAGGUUGCCCAAUGGAAUUUAAUUGAACCUACAUGUUAUUAUUCUAUAUUCAGAAGUAUGAGUUCAAAGAGUUCUUUCAAGUCUAGUAGCACUGCAAUAUAGAGGAUUACCAGAGGUGGGCGGGACAUGAAUUAACAACUGGUUUGCCCAGCACCAAAAAUGUGAGCACAUGCGCUUUGCUCAGGCAUGUGGCUUGCAUGCAUGCACACGUCUUAAAAAAUGUAGCUAAAUAGGAUGGCAUACCACCUGGUCGGGGAGGCAGGCCCACCCGUAGGCUGCAACUACCAGUUCGUCCGAAAUGGCAGCAGCCCACCACUGACGAUGCAAAUAAUAUUACUAGUCACUCAGAAGGAAACAUUUCUGGCAAAUUAUUUUUCGCUUGCUUCUUAAAUAUGUAGGACCUGCUGACAGUCUUUAGGCCUCAGCUGACCUUGCUGUAGUGAUUCCCUUUACUGUUCCAACCUGAAAGCAACAGGAAAUAUACUGCAGGAAAUGAUAGAAGUUAAAUUAAGGGAAAAAACUGUUUGGUCAGUCACUGAAGAUAGGUGAGCCAAAUACGGAAAAGCAUUCUGUUUCGUCUUACUUUGUGAUCAACAUCUACUGUAUCUCCUGCUUAGGCUUUUAAAGCAAAGAAGGUGAAAUGUGUCUUAGCAUUUUCUCAUCUCUUUACUCUGUUGGUCUUUCUUCAUCGUUACACUAAUUUCUGGAAUUAACAAAGCUGGCCUGCUAUGCCUUUGCUACUGUAAGAGUAUUUCCUGCAGUGAUUGGAGGAAAGAGAACUCUUGCUAUGAAUAGCAGAAUUAUUUAGUUUAGGUCACAAUGGGGUGUGCCUCGCUUCAACUGGAAUCUAGUGUAUCAUAUUGAUUGCCCUGCAUUUCAAUGGAUGUUUUUGGAAUGUCCUUUUUCUGUACUGUGUUUGCUGAACAGGAUAGGUUUUAUUUUUAGUAGCUUGGAUCAGCAAAUCUUCCUCUGGAUGAUCUUGGGGGAAUUCUAAUUUACAGCAGGCAUGCAGCCAUUUGAACUGCCUAACCCACCACUCCUCAUCUAUGGUUUCACUUUAUAAAUAGCUGCAAGAAGGACUACACACAUUUAGGACAUUUCCCAGUGAAAUUAUAUUUCAAAAGUACCCAGCUUUCAGUAGUCAUUUUGGGUAAAAAUGUUUUUUCCUUGAGCAGAUAUUUUUUGAGGAAUGUCAAGAUUUUAUGAUUAAGGUUUGGGGAUUUUCUAAUAACUCAUUCUUCCAUGACAGACACACAGGCAAGCAUUAAAUAAUUGCCUUCAAUUGAUUUUUCUCCUCCUUUGAACUUAACCAACAGGAUAUUUUCAUUCUGUCUCUUACAUGAGCCAUAUAUAAUUGCAUUCAAUUUCUUGUACCCUGAGAAGCUUGCAUCCAGAAUUAAAUCACUUCAGCAUAUUAAAAAAAAUCAGAACAAAACAUAAUGAUACUCCCAGCUCUUCCUUCCUGUAUAGCAAGAACGCUAUUAUAGACUUGUCAGAAGAAACAAACCUUUCCUUUAAAAAAUUUGUCUUUAAAAUCCUAGGAAGCCUAAAUAACAGUUUACACUGCCUAUUGCCUAGCUUUUAUUAGGGUCUUGGAUGUUAAACCUGAUGCAUUUUGAAUACAAAAUAUAGGUUCUAUAACUGAGCCCCUCAUUCAUGCAAAAUAACAGUAACGCUUUGUAGCCAAAAUUGCAUGUCAUUCUGGAGAGCCACACCAAUCAGAUAAAAUGUUCUUAUAUCAGUAGAUAAAUUCUGUUAAUACAGAAGGUGGGUGAUUUUUGUUACUUUUUGUUUUUCUAUUGCUAAACUAUUGUGCUGAGAUCUCUAGCUAGAGUGGAGGGUGGAAUAAAGAGGGUGGCUAGCUUAAAUUUUCUCUGUUAGGGGAAGCAACAGAGGCCAGACUCCUGGACCUUUUAUUCCCCUUUUCCCUAAAGAAUGCAGUUAGUCUGGCAGAAUUUUUGUAAAUAGCAGAACUACAUUAAAGAAACUUACUUUCUUCUGCUCAUGGAGUUGCUCUGGUUCCGUUUUCAGAUUUUUCUUGUAGUUUCAGUUUAGCCUUUGCUUGCCUUCACUGUGGGGAGCCAUAGGUGUCGGUAACAGACCAUGAUGACAUCAAAGAAACAAUUAUAUAAUUGUGCCAUGCUGCCUGACACAAUACAAGUUGCAUUGUUUGCAUGAUGUCAUAUAUUUUCUUACAUCCCCAUUGUCCCAAGUCCACUCUAUCCCCUGCAGAUAGCUAUGUGGCAAGUUGUUACCUUGGUGCAGCAUUAAAUGUAUUAUCUUACAUUUAAUGGAACUGGUGAAAAGGCUAACCUUCAGAAGCUUUUUAUCUGGCAGAAAUGUUUUAUAAAUAAAGUAUUUAGACAUAAUAGUUUAAUUAUAGUAGCAGUAGCUGAACUCAAAAUGUUACUUUUCUAUAUACUCUGUGGUUGCAACUCAGAAGAAGGUUCUCAGUGCGGUGUUGGACUUCUUUUGCAAGAUUAUAAUAAGCAGUACUGUAGGGUAAGGACUCCAUCCUUUCUUUUUCAAGAGAAAAGAAUACUGUUUGCAUUGAAAAGAAAUGGUUCAUUAAAUUUAAUAGGGAUUACUCGUAUUCACUAAGCCAAUAUUAUUGUCAGGCAUGAUUGCAGCUAUUUACACUAGAAAAAGCCCCGUGUAUAAAUUCAUUAACACAUUUAAUGACACAUCUGGUUUGGCCUUUAAGUCAUUUAUACAGAUCUGAUUUAAUCAAGAUUCACAAUUGCAUCUUGUGGAUCCUGGGAAUUUUUUUGUCUUGGUUCUAGAAGUAAUCUAUAUGGAAGACAAAAGUAGUCAGUGAAUCUUUUUGCCACACCAAUUCUAUUCAGAUCACACGUACUUUUAGCCUGCUAAAUUAUUGUGUAUGUGGAAUCACUGUAGUUAAAAACAAUUAUGGUUGCAAGUGUACACUCCAUUUAUUUAGAUGAUACAGAAUUCAUUUUAGACUUACAGAGACUGAGCAGCACUGUAAUUCAGAAACACCUAUGGCAUUAGCAUUUGUGCUUAUAGUAAAGGAAAAAAAUAUUAAAUAUAUCAUAAAGAGCACUGCUCUUUUUUUCAAUUUAUAAACAGGUCUCUAAGUCCAAUACUUAGUAUCAUCAUCAUUCUUCAUGAGGACUAUAUUUAUUGUGCAGUUUGUGGGGAAAACAGAGGCAGCAACGAUAGGGGGAAAAUAUGAUUGUGGGGAUAUGUCUCUGGAGAUUUUCAAUCAUCCAGGUCAUGGUUGUCUCAAAGAUGCUGUUCAAAAGGCAACUGGAUUUUGUUUUUUUCCCCUUGGAAAUGUUUUGGUUCUCAUUGAGAACUGAAGAAGCUUUUUGAAUGAGAAGCGAAAUGUUUUCAAGGGGAAAAAAACCAAAAUUCAGUUGCCUUUUGAACAUCACCUUAUGGGGAUAUAAGGCUCUUAAUAUAAUAGAAUAAGGGGUAGUUAGUAUGUAUCCACUUAGUAGAAAUCUUCAAAAUGAUCUCCCCAUGGGGACAUGGAUAGACAAUAUGAAAAUGAAAUUCUGCAAAGGUAGAUGUGUCAAAUAAGUACAAAAUGGUGGAUAGAACUGUACAGAAGUCUGUUUUAGAGUGAGAGUUUGGAAAACGUCAUUUAUGGAUGAAAUGGGGUAAAAAGAAGAUUUUUGCCUUAUAAAAGUACACAGAUGAAGACAGGCUCCACAACUUGAGAAGGACUUGAUAUUUUGUUAGAUUUUAUUCAAAUUGCAUUCUCAGGUCUGAGUAGUGCAAUUAAAGAAGCAGAUUGACAAACUGGAAAGGUUGGUUCAAAAGAUAAAAUCUUGGGGAUAAAUCUUUUGGAGGGAAACUGGUUAUGUCUGCUUAGGUAAUAAGUGAUUAAGGAGAAAGGUAUGUUGACAAUUGUAAAACUAAAAAAAGAGGGAAGUUUUGCUAAACCCCUGGAAGUGCAAAGAAAGAGGCAAUGUCAUUUGAAAUUGAUAUUUGACACUCCCUAUUUUCUGCUACAAAAUGAUUAGUCACCCUACUCCAAGAUAUAUAAUAUUUCUAAAUGACAUAUCAGUUCAUCAGUAAAAUGGAUUGUGAAAUAUAGUUUAUAGUUAAGGAAUUGUUUAGAUCAAGUUAGAACAGAUUGUGCCUCUUCAGAUAUUGCAGUGAUUGCAGUCUCCUUUUUUCAGGAGAAGAGUAAAAGAUGUAAUAAUCACAGAAUCAGUGGCCUUCUGAAUGCAUAGCCCUUCUCUUUGGCUUCAGUUGAACCUGAAUUUGCUUCUCCCUAUUCAACCAGUAUAAUAAGCAAGGGCUUCCAUUGCUUCUGCCAUUUGGUCCGGGGUAGAGAUGUAUACAGUAACUGGAUAUCAUCUGCCCUAAUAAUGCUGCCUUAUUACAAAUCAAGGGAUGACUUCUUCCCGUUAUUUCUUAUAGAGAAGAUAGAGUACCGAAGCACUCCCUUAGGGGUACCAAGGGCCUUCCCCUGUGACCCAGGUCUGUUUUAGAAAUGUUCUUGUAGCACGGAUUUGAGUAUAAUUACUCCAAUUCUUGGCUUAAUCUUUUGCUGUGCAGAAAUUAAGUGCAUGGUGUUUUUUUCUGUAUCAUUAAAAGGGAAAAAAAUAUUGCUAUAGAAGUCUUUUUUUUCUUCACCCUAAAAUUGAAAUGUCACAAAUUACUGAACUGUCUUGCUGAAAUUAACAUGUUGUUAGUCCAAGGGUACAAACUUUCCUCUAAAUGUAAACAUCAGUAAAGGGGCUGUGAGAAACAGAAUCUUGGCCUGCUUAACUCUGGAUUAAUUUCAGUGAGGCUUGUAAGGGGUAACAUUGCAGUGGAUUGCACUGAGUGGAGGGGUGUCAGGGAGCUGCUUGUAUUUGCAUGAAAAGAAGCUUGAUAUUGAACUGGUAAAACAUUGACCGUGAUUUGCCAAGCAUAGGGAAGGCUGAAGAGUUGAGUGUGUGUGAGUGUGUGUAUACGUGUGCAUGUGUUCUUAGGCUGGUCCUAAGACUAUGUGAAAGGAUGAUGAAGUAAGGUAGAGAAUUCCUAAUUUCUAAUAUCUUGGCAUUGGAAGGGUGGGGGUUUUGUUUUGGUCAUUCCUUCUCAUAGUUAUAGUUUUGUGAGGGAACAUUGAUUUUAACAUAUUAAAAAGCCUUGUGUCAGCUUAAAAAAUGUACUCUUAUAGUAUAACAGUACCCUAACUCACAAGCUGGAUGUAUUGUGCAAGAUAAAAGUUGUAAAUUAUUUAAUAAAAAUGUUUGUAACACA